Molecule: messenger RNA, 3256 nt
Organism: Salvia miltiorrhiza (redroot sage)
Lineage: Eukaryota; Viridiplantae; Streptophyta; Magnoliopsida; Lamiales; Lamiaceae
Product: putative late blight resistance protein homolog R1A-10
Exons: 2
Coding region: 508-3045 (845 amino acids)
Biological process (GO): defense response to other organism
Molecular function (GO): ADP binding
Source: RefSeq, a predicted model, not a curated record
AAAUUAAACAAUAAUAAAUUUUGGAGGAGAUCGAUAAAAUUAAUGGAAUCCGAAAAAUUGCAAGGUAUCAUCACCUAAAUAAAAUAAUAAACCCCCAUUUCUCUUGGGCAGUGCAUCAAUUGUACAUUAUUAAUAUUUCAAAUUUCAAUAGACCUCGAACACUUGUUUCAAAAUCGUAAUGGUUGCUUCAUGUAAAAUAAUGCAAAUCCUGCAAGAAUAUUCAAGCAGACCACAAUCCUUCUUCAUUAUAUAGUGUAUCCGAUUACCAAUACAUGAUUAAUAUAUUAGAAAGUUCCAUUUUUUGAAUAUCUUUUCAAACUUGUCCUAAUCAAAUAUCGUGUCUGAUUAUCAAUGCAUGAAUAAUAUAUUAGCAAGUGAGUAACAUUUUUUCUUUCACUAUCCAUUUCAAACAUACAUCCUUUGGAAAGUACUGUUAGUGGGGAUUGUAUUAUUCUUAUGAGUGCUGCAAGUUUUCGUGUGUUUUGCGCAUGAGAAGAAAUCAAAAAAAUGGCUUACAAUCUUCAACCUCUCAUCACCAUCCUACAACAAAUCUUAAACCCUGAACAAUCACACUGGCUUCUUGAUCACAACAAACCAAGUCUAGAAUCCCUUCUUCAAAAAGCUGCUUCUCUUCAACCGAUUCUUGAAAAAUCUUCACUCACCAGCAUAAAAAGUUUGGAGAACCAAAUCAGAGAUGCAACACAUAAAGCAGAAGAUAUCAUUGAAUCUCAAAUGGUUGAUCAAAUGCUUUCCAGCCCCGAAGGCGUGAGCUUUACAUUUUCCACACCAGAUCUACAGCAAGUAAGUCAACAACUUGAUUCUAUAAUGGAACAAGUGGAGAAGCUCGCGGAGGGGAACACGAUGUCGGGUGGCAGUUCAUCAAGUGGAGCUUCUUUGUCUCAAGAUCCAAGUUCGAAGAGCGUCGUGGUGGGAGUUGAUGAAGAUCUGAUGCAGUUGAAGGAUCGGCUGACCGGGAUGCAGACCAAGCUGGAGAUCCUGCCCAUCGUUGGUAUGGGUGGUAUAGGUAAAACCACUCUUGCUAGAAAACUUUAUGAGAAUACUGACAUUGUUUCUCACUUUGAAUAUGCUCGUGCUUGGACCACAAUUUCACAAGAUUACAAUAUGCGAGCAAUCCUAUUAGGCCUUCUUCGUUGCAUAAUUGGAAAAGAAUGUGACCAACAUAAUGAAAAGGGAGAUGGUGAGUUAAAAGAUAUCUUGUAUAGGAGCUUGUAUGGUAGAAGAUACAUGGUUGUAUUAGAUGAUAUUUGGAGCACCAAAUUCUGGGAUGAGAUAAGAAUGUACUUCCCAGACAACAAUAACAGGAGUCGGAUUGUGAUCACCACUAGGGAAUCAGAUGUUGCCAAAUAUGCAGACUCGAAGAGUCUGCAACAUCAUGUGCAGUUGCUAAGCGAGUCUCAAAGUUGGGAUCUACUUUGCCAAAUUGUGUUUGGAGAAGAGGAUUGCCCUCAUGUAUUACAAGGGAUAGGAGAGAAGAUUGCGAGUGAUUGCAGUGGACUUCCUCUAGCUAUCAAUGUGAUUGGAGGGCUCUUGUCUAAGGUGGAAAGAUUAAAAGACGUUUGGGAGAAUAUUGGUAACGACGUAAGAGCUGCAAUUGUUGAAUCAGACAAGCAGUUCUCUAAUAUUCUAUCUUUAAGUUAUAACCAUUUGCCGGUUCACUUGAAGCCGUGUUUCCUCUAUAUGGGAGUUUUCCCUGAAGAUUAUGAGAUUAAGGCCUCGAGACUCAUAUGGAUGUGGGUAGCUGAAGGUUUUGUGAAAACAAAUGGAGAAAAAAGUUUGGAAGAGGAGGCAGAGGAUUAUCUGAAGUCACUUGUGGAGAGGAAUCUACUUUCGGUUAGACAUUAUAAGUAUGGAAAACCAAAAAGAUUGAGCAUCCAUGAUCUUUUGAGAGAUUUAUGCAUGAGGAAAGCUGACGAUGAGAAGUUUCUACACGUCAAGAAUUCCACUGAGGUCACGUUCUCUAACCCGCGUCGUGUGAGUAUUCACACAUCAUACGGAAUGGAAGAUGAUGAGUAUGCUUCAUCAGGGAUGUCAUUUGCUCGAUCAUGUCUACUCUAUGCCACAUUGGACUUAUCUCCCUUUUUUUUCACAUUAAGCUUGCUUAGGGUGUUGGAUUUAUGGGAAAUGCAUAUGAAAGAGUUCCCAAUAGAAAUAUUGCAACUUGUGAACCUACGCUACUUAGCUAUCGACUGCAAUUCAUUACCUAGUAGUGGAAUAUCAAGAUUGUGUAAUUUGCAAACUUUGAUUGCUAAGCUAGGCGAUGACUAUUUCCCACCUGACUUGUGGGAGAUGUCUGAGUUAAGACAUCUCAUCAUGGUGAAUUCAGGAAUCUGGAUAGAAGAUGAUUACAUCAGAAAAGUUGUUUUGAAGAAGCUGCAGAAGAUAUCUUAUGUGAGGCUAAGUCCUUCAGACAUUAGAGGGGAUUUCUUGGAAAGCAUUCCUAAUAUAAAAAGCUUGGGAAUCUUUUUGUAUGCAGUUGAUCGAUCGUUGAGUGCAAUUGAUCUGAGCCAUCUUCACAAACUCGAAACAUUAAGAUGCUAUUUUAGAUAUGGUACAUCUCUGCGCAGACUCAAAUUUCCUUCUACUCUUAGAAAAUUAAGUCUGAUAGAGUGUCUAAUAAAUCCGGGAGUCUUGAGGAUUCUAUGUGCACUACCGAAUCUGGAAGUGCUCAAGAUAUGCAGAUGCAGCUUGGAAAGCACGGAGACAAAUGAAGAGUGGGAAGCAGCAAAUAAUGAGUGGGAAGCCGCAGAAGAAGACGAAUUCAGCUCAUUGCAGUUUCUACUACUCGAACAUUUGGAUGUGGUGCAUUGGCGAGCUGACGAAACCAACUUCCCUAGACUCCGACAUCUCGUUCUACGACAUUGUGAGGAGCUACAGGAAAUCCCCAGCGGCAUUGGAGAAAUCCCAACCCUCCAAUUAAUAGAGUUAGAAUAUUGCAGCGAUUCUGCAGUGGCCUCAGCAAAACUGAUUCAAGAGGAGCAGCAAUCUGAUUACGGAAACUACCACCUCCAACUUCAUAUCUUAUAAUAGAGAUCGCAACAACCAAACUGGCAGACUCCCUCUACUCCGAGUGGCUUGUGAGUGUGGCCAUCCUUCUAUUGAGGACAUUGUUUAAAGUUAACUCUGUUCUUUUCCCCUUUGAACGCCUAUUUUGUUUUGGUUCGCCCCAUCUCGUUCGGCUCCUAUGAUCCUAUCAGUUCAUUGUUUUCUCUCAUGACUAUUGAGUUGUAUUUUGACC